Molecule: messenger RNA, 915 nt
Organism: Cydia amplana
Lineage: Eukaryota; Metazoa; Arthropoda; Insecta; Lepidoptera; Tortricidae
Product: venom allergen 5.02-like
Exons: 6
Coding region: 183-827 (214 amino acids)
Cellular component (GO): extracellular region
Source: RefSeq, a predicted model, not a curated record
UGCGUUUUGACAACCCUAUAAAUUUGUCAAAGUAUCCUGCGUUGUAAUUUCGUCAUAACAGGCGUGUAUGCGUUACUCACUUACUGUUUACUCUAGAAUAUAAAUACACGGUAUAGCACAAACGACUUGCAAUCAAAAUCACAGUCAACAUUCAACACCGGCAAGCGACAGUUGUUGAAACAAUGGGUUUUCGUGUGCUCGUAUUUUUUACCAUAAUCGGACUAGCGCAAAUAGCGCAAUGCAAGCUGCUAAAUUUGUCGUGCCAACAAAUUCACCAAUUCGUGGAUGGUCACAAUUCAAGGCGCCUUGAAGUGGCAAAUGGGAAAAUAGACAGGCAACCAAGCGCUGAAAAGAUGAAGUCAGUAAUUUGGGACGAAGAACUAGCCGCCAAGGCGGCACAUUGGGCAUCUACAAACCCUUCGGGUCAUAACCCUGAUAAAACAGUCGGAGCCGGAAAGUACCAAACGGGCGAAAAUCUCUACUGGUAUAUGACCACAGACAAAUCGUACAAAUUGAACGUGGAUAACGCUCUAAAAUCGUGGUUUGAAGAGUACAUGGACUAUACCUUCGGACCCCUAAAGGGGUCUGAUUUUACAAGCAGCAAAGAGAUUGGGCACUACACGCAGAUGGUAUGGUCCGAUUCAACACACGUCGGUUGCGCAGUGUCACAAAACCACGACGGAAACUGGAACAAAUUUACAGUGGUCUGCAACUACGGACCAGCUGGUAACUGGAUAGGCGAAGCGCCGUACAGAGAUGGUCACGGUAGCGGCAAACUUGUGUGCGGCGCCGGCGACUGCUCAAGACAGUACGGAAACAAAUGCUGAACGCUCAUUGGCUAAAAUUACAACAUGAUUUGAUUGGCUGGUUUUGGGGUCUCCAAACUUUUUGAGUGUUUGUCAAAACUUUGCAUUU